This is a messenger RNA of Oncorhynchus masou masou (cherry salmon), 794 nucleotides long. RefSeq names its product tripartite motif-containing protein 2-like. Gene Ontology annotation, biological process: proteasome-mediated ubiquitin-dependent protein catabolic process; protein polyubiquitination; negative regulation of translation. The transcript has 4 exons. Gene Ontology annotation, molecular function: protein binding; ubiquitin protein ligase activity; translation repressor activity. NCBI's taxonomy places the organism in Eukaryota, Metazoa, Chordata, Actinopteri, Salmoniformes, Salmonidae. Bases 21 to 530 code for a protein of 169 amino acids. The record is from RefSeq and is a predicted model, not a curated record.
AGCUGGGCUCUGGUAGGCUAAUGGGACCGAAGGGCGUGUCAGUGGAUCAGAACGGUCAUGUGAUCGUCGUUGACAACAAGGCAUGCACUGUCUUCAUCUUCCAGCCAACCGGCAAGCUCGUUUCUAAAUUCGGUAGCCGCGGCAACGGAGACAAACAGUUUGCAGGUCCUCAUUUUGCAGCCGUCAACAACAACAAUGAGAUCAUAGUGACAGACUUCCACAACCACUCAGUCAAGGUGUUCACCCCAGAGGGAGAGCUGCUGUUGAAGUUUGGAUCUAACGGAGAGGGCAACGGUCAAUUUAAUGCUCCGACAGGCGUGGCCGUCGAUGUGAAUGGGAACAUCAUUGUAGCUGACUGGGGCAACAGCCGCAUACAGGUGUUUGACGGUAGUGGCUCCUUCCUGUCCUAUAUCAACACAUCAGCUGACCCUCUCUACGGACCUCAGGGUCUGGCUCUCACCUCUGAUGGACACGUGGUGGUGGCCGACUCUGGGAACCACUGCUUCAAGGUCUACAGAUACCUACAGUAAUAGAGGGAGUGAGAAGAGAGAUGGAGAGAUGGAUGGACAGAACCACUGCUUCAAGGUCUACAGAUACCUACAGUAAUAGAGGGAGUGAGAAGAGAGAUGGAGAGAUGGAUGGACAGAACCACUGCUUCAAGGUCUACAGAUACCUACAGUAAUAGAGGGAGUGAGAAGAGAGAUGGAGAGAUGGAUGGACAGAACCACUGUUUCAAGGUCUACAGACACCUACAGUAAUAGAGGGAGGGAGGUAUGGGUGAAUGGAUGGAGGGA